CGGGUUGGUUGGGCUUGUGUUUACAGCUCGGCUGGAUGCUGUUGGCUGCUGAUGUUAUUGGGAAAGUGCAAUGUUGUGCCAACCGCCAUUGGAAUAAACACAACCGUGGGAAUAAAGGUGAUUUUGCUCAUCAUCUCCCACCGCUCUCUCCUCCCGUCUUCCAUUCAUGAGCAGCGUGGCUGAGUUUAACAGCGGCAGCCAUGGAUGACAAGGGCUCGGUGGGGAAGAUUAGCGUGUCCUCGGACUCAGUGUCCACUCUCAACAGUGAGGACUUUGUCCUUGUGUCCCGGCUGGGGGACGAGACACCCUCCUCCACUAAUAAUGGUAGUGAUGACGAAAAGACAGGACUGAAGGUGAUUUCUGAGGAAGGGGUCAGCUUUAAGAUUGUGGGGAAUGGAAGUGAGCAGCAGCUCCAGAGGGAGUUAGAGGAUGUCCUCAUGGACCCAUCAGUAGCUGACACCGGGCUCAGAUCAGAAGCAGGAAUGGACAGCCUCGGUGGGGGAGACCACGGCCCACUUCCCACUACAGCGUCACCUGUACCGCCAGGCGCUGACCCUCUGAGCGCAGUGCCACCACCCAAGUUGGAGAUGGUGCUUCCUGUUCAGACGGCUCAGGAGAGUGAGCUGAAUGAGAGGUCGUACAGAGCAGACGAAUCAUCAUCAGAUGGUAGUCCUAGCAGUCCCAUCCCAGAUGAGGACAGUGUUGUGUUCAGCCAGCUGACAUAUCUGGGGUGUGCCUCUGUCAACGCCCCCCGCAGUGAGGUAGAGGCCCUCCGUAUGAUGAGUAUCCUCAGAGGGCAGUGCCAAGUCCCUCUGGAUGUCACACUGUCCGUGCCAGGCGUGUCUGAGGGCACUGUCAGGUUGCUGGACCCCAACGCCAGUACAGAGAUCGCCAACUACCCUAUCUACAAGAUUCUGUUCUGUGUGCGAGGCCAUGAUGGCACACCAGAGAGCGACUGCUUUGCCUUCACUGAGAGCCACUUCAAUGCUGAGAUCUUCAGGAUCCAUGUGUUCCGCUGCCAAAUCCAAGAAGCGGUGAGUAGGAUACUGUACAGCUUCGCCACAGCGUUUCGGCGGUCAGCUAAGAAGGCAAUACUGUCUUCUCAGCAGCCUGCUCCGCUCACCCCUGACAGUGACUUGUUUACCUUCACCGUCAGCCUGGAAAUCAAGGAGGAUGAUGGCAAGGGUACUUUCAGUGCUGUGGCAAAAGACAAGGACAAGCAGAGCUUCAAGCUUCGCGCAGGAAUGGACAAGAAAAUUGUCAUCUAUGUCCAGCAGACCUCCAAUAAGGAACUGGCUAUCGAGAGGUGUUUUGGUCUCCUGCUCAGCCCGGGGAAAAAUGUGAAGAACAGCGACAUGCACCUGCUAGAUCUGGAGUCAAUGGGAAAGAGCUCCGACGGGAAGUCUUACAUCAUCACAGGAAGUUGGAACCCCAACACGCCUCAGUUCCAGGCUGUAAAUGAGGAAACGCCCAAAGAUAAAUUCAUGUACAUGACGACGGCAGUUGACUUGGUGAUCACAGAGGUGGAGGAGCCGGUCCGUUUUCUGCUGGAGACGAGGGUCAGGGUCUGCUCCCCAAAUGACAGGCUGUUCUGGCCCUUCAGCAAGCGUAACUACACUGAAACCUUCUACCUUAAACUACGACAGAUGGAGCGUAAGGAGCGUAAGAGUCCAGCCUCUGACACACUUUAUGAGGUGGUGAGUUUGGAAAGUGAGACAGAGAGGGAGAAACGAAAGACAACAGCCAGUCCCGGCAUCCUGCCCACAGGGGCUGGUACCACCGUCCCCUCACCGCCUGAGGAUGAUGAAGAAGAAGAUAAUGACGAGCCGUUACUCAGCGGGUCAGGUGAUGUUUCCAAGGAGUGUGCGGAGAAGAUCCUGGAGACCUGGGGGGACUUGUUAUCCAAGUGGCAUUUGAACUUAUCGGUGCGACCCCGGCAGCUGCCCGCUUUGGUGCGGAGUGGUAUUCCCGAGGCUCUCCGCGGGGAGGUGUGGCAGCUCCUGGCAGGCUGCCAUAACAAUGACCACCAGGUAGAAGAGUACCGCACUCUGAUUACAAAGGAGUCCCCUCAGGACAGUGCCAUCACCAGGGACAUUAACAGGACAUUCCCAGCUCAUGACUACUUCAAAGACACUGGAGGAGAUGGACAAGACUCCCUCUACAAGAUCUGCAAGGCUUACUCUGUUUAUGACGAGGAGAUUGGCUACUGCCAGGGACAAUCCUUCUUGGCUGCUGUGCUGCUGCUGCACAUGCCGGAGGAGCAAGCUUUCAGCGUGCUGGUCAAGAUCAUGUUUGAUUACGGGCUCAGGGACCUUUUCAAGCAGAACUUUGAAGAUCUGCACUGCAAAUUCUUCCAACUUGAGAGACUCAUGCAGGAAUAUAUACCAGACCUGUACACCCAUUUCCUGAAUGUGGGUCUGGAGGCACACAUGUACGCCUCCCAGUGGUUCCUCACCCUCUUCACAGCCAAGUUCCCUCUUUACAUGGUCUUCCAUAUCAUUGACCUGCUACUGUGUGAGGGCAUCAGUGUGAUUUUCAACGUGGCCUUGGCACUCCUGAAGACAUCAAAAGACGAUCUGAUCCAAACAGACUUCGAGGGUGCACUCAAGUUCUUUCGUGUCCCAGUUCCAAAGAGGUAUCGCUCUGAGGAAAACGCAAAGAAACUGAUGGAGCUGGCCUGCAGCAUGAAGAUCAGCCAGAAGAAGCUUAAGAAAUUUGAGAAGGAGUACCACACUAUGAGGGAGCAGCAGGAGCAACAGGAGGCUCCAAUCGAGAGAUACGAGCGGGAGAACCGUCGUUUGCAGGAGGCGAACAUGCGUUUGGAGCAGGAGAAUGAUGACCUGGCACACGAGCUUGUCAGCAGCAAGAUAGCCCUGCGCAAAGACCUCGACAACGCUGAGGAGAAGGCAGAUGCCCUGAAUAAAGAGUUGCUGCUGACCAAACAGAAACUGGUGGACUCUGAGGACGAAAAGAGACGACUGGAGGAAGAAUCUGCACAGCUGAAGGAGAUGUGCAGGCGAGAGCUCGAUAAGUCUGAAUCAGAGAUAAAGAAGAACGGCUCCAUUAUCGGAGAGUACAAGCAGAUCUGCUCUCAGCUGAGUGAACGACUGGAGAAACAACAGACAGCCAACCGAGGAGAACUGGAGAAAAUCCGGUCCAAAGUGGAAGGCUGUGAGAAGUGCAGUAGUCUCUUUAACAAAGAAGGUCGAGUGCGGGCCGCUGUGACCACAGCAUCUGCUGGGGGGACUGAGGAGACAGAUGAGGAGAAGGAGGGACUGAAGAACCAGCUGAGAGAGAUGGAGCUGGAACUAGCCCAGACCAAACUGCAGCUGGUGGAAGCUGAGUGCAAGAUCCAGGACCUGGAGCACCAUCUGGGUCUGGCCCUCAACGAAGUGCAGGCUGCCAAGAAGACCUGGUUCAACCGAACGCUCAGCUCUAUCAAGACCGUCACUGGGACCCAGGGCAAGGAGACCACCUAACCUGAUAACACCAUCAUCCGGUUUUACCCAGACCAUGUCUGGAGCUCAGUGCUACUCACCACGUUGAAACCUCUGGGCGCCUAACUUAACCCACCGGGCCAUAACUUGAACACUGACCGUUAAAUCCCAGGAUGACCAUUACUACAGACUAUGUUACUUGUUCCUCUAAUCAAGAAUGUCCUCAUGUUUCCCUGUUCCCACCAACCCCGAUCUAAUUACCCCCAUCCAUUUAUUCUCCUCUUCACCCCGAAUGACUACAGCCAAGCGUGCUGAUGAGAAGGGGUUGACAAAUGUAAGAUGAAGUACAACGGUACCACUUUCCCCCAGAGACACAAUGUGCUUCCACCGGUCACAGAAAAAAAAAGCAUUAAAAAAAAAGAAAUGCUUCAUUAAUUUCUGUCUUUGUACUGCUGAUAUUAAAGACCCGCAGAGGGAAGGUAGGACAUCUGAACUGCUGCUGUCCUGACGGGAUAGAGAAGAAAACACUCCGUCCUUCCUGACUGCUCUGCGUGCUCCCCUCUAAACUACUGGCACAAACCAACCAGUCCCUGUAAAACUUUUGUUUUAGGUACGAGAGCUAAUAGACGCCUUUUCAAAACUGAGCUUUUUCUAAUUUACGUUGAACAAUACAUUUCUUUUUCUAUGUAUGUACAUGAAUGUGCUUAUGUAAUGAGCAUAUGUGUGUGUGUGAGGAUGCAUGUUUUUUUUUGUUUUGUGUUGACUGUGAGGUGUAUGUGUUCAUGUGUGUGAGACUGAAAAAAAUGUGUUUGAAUGCUUAAAUAAUUGACUGAAAUAAGAUGUGUGUAUAAUAGAAAGAGCGAGACAGCGUGUGGAAGUCCAAGGGAAGGAUAAAGCACUAAGGUUAUGAGUGUGUGCAUGCAUGUAAGAGGGGAAAAAAUUCCCCGGUUGUCUAGUUUCCUUUAAUGUUUAAAUGUGUAUAUGAAUGAUGCUAAAGAAAAGUUUGCUGACAAAGCCUUGAUCUGAAGGUCGAUAAAGAUGAUACUAGUGGAUAUGAAUAUAUAAUUUACAGCAAGGACAGAAGCAUUAAAGCUGUUGUGAUCACCGACAGCAACAUAACUUUCCUCACAUCCAAUUUCAGACUUAAAUCAUGCCUGAGGUUUGUUUGGUUUGGAUGUCCCAGCACAAAGAAACUAAAAAUGCUCCAAAUCAUGCAAACCUCUGCAUGUGCUAUACAGUAUGUGUAUGUAUGUUACAACACUGUUAAACCCCAGAGUGGUGCGAUGCUUGUUACAAACCAUAAACAUCACUUAGGGGAAGUGUAAAGUCAAAUGAAAACCGCACACAAAUGCACAGACGUCGUAAUUCCUGCUGCACUUUAACACAUCUUUAAACCCCCGUCCAAACUCUGCGGCGCCAACUGAUCUGUGACCUUUGACUGUGACUGGCAGGGUCAUGGUUGAUAAUUUGUUGAGCAGGGUGGCCGGCAUUUUCAACACUCAGUGGCCACUUUAUUAGGGAUCCCUGCUUGUUAAAGUGGUCAUACAGUCCUCCAAACAUGCAGACAAGGCAAGAAAGGGCAAGAUGUUGGAUCUGAGUGAUAGUGUGGUUAUUGGUGCUCGUUGAUGACGCAGGAUGUAGGGGAAAACAGAAGCAAUGCAGUCAGCAGCAAAGACAAAAAGCACGCCUCAUCUGUGAGAGAAGAUGUUUAAAACUAACAGGAAGGCCACAAGGACAGAGAUAAGUUCAGUGUCUGCACGACUUGUUGAAUGUUGGCUGUCUUUCCUGUCCCCUGCCGACAGCUAAGACCAAGAAGAUGAGGCAACAGACGGUGAUUGAUGAUUGGAAAAUGCUACAUGAUGCAGCAAAUGAUGUGAGAGUCAGACUUGGCAUGAAAAGCAUGUACACAGUGUUAAGUCAAAGGUAGACUGUGCUGUAAUGAUGAGGAGAGUGUUUUCUUGGCUCCUGCGACGGGGUUCCUUAAUGCCACAGUGUCCAAGAGCAUUGUUACUGUCCAGAUGCAUCUCCUCUUGGCUGUGUGACAAAGCAUCAUCUUGAGAUAGAUCCAGCAACAUGAGAGAAGCGCACCUCUGGGAUAAGGUGGAACAGGAUAACCGCAACAGGAUAACCGCGGCACAAGCAUCUUGUGGCUUCCAAAAAAUCUGCAGGAAUUGAUCGACUUUAUCGAACCGGUGUGGAGCAAAAUCCCUGUGAAACAGUUUCAUGAAUUCAAGCCUCAAAGAAUUCAAUGAGUUGAGGAGGCGAAAGCAGAUGUUACCCAGUGCUGAGAGGGUUGAAAUAUUGAAGUGGUUAUUGAGUGUGUACACUCACACUGUUGUGAAUGUGGAGGCAGGAAAGUCACACACAUAAAUAUAUACACACACACAGUCAACUGCCAGAAGUGAAACUCUGCACUUACAGCGUGGAUCAGUAUCACAGCAGUUACACUGUCAGAUGCAGGACUGCAGACGUCAUCAGAGGUCAAAGCAGAGGCCAAACUGACUCUAAAUCAGUCCAGAGGGGACGGGGGGUUUAAAAAGUGCUUGGUUGUGUAUGUGUGUUUUCAUAUUUAGCUGACUAGAAAGAUUGUUCAACAAUAUUCCAAUUUCUAUUCAUACUACUGAUCAUAUUAGACUGCAGAAAGCUUAUUUCUUUCGCCAGCCUAACAUGAACAGUUAAAGUAAAUUGCAUCUAACUUGAAGGGUGGAAUUUGAUAGGCUGAAAUCUAUUGGUGAUGUCAGAGGAAAGGUCGAGAUGAAGUAAAGGGCCGUUCCUCUAAAGGCACUGGGUUGUACAUAACAGCAUUAAAAAAUGAAUAUUGAGUUUUUGUUUAUGAUUUUCUACUCUGUAACUUUAACUAAUGUUGCCUACUUGUACCUACCAACCUGCUGCCACGCUACAGUUUAAUCCACAACGAUGUUUUAUGUUUAUUUUGCUCCAGGCUUCUCAGUCAGACUGCUGUUUGGUUAAAUAAAUGCCAAAACGUAGCUUUAUCAUCCAACAACAAAAACAUUAUCAAAGUGUGGAAAUUGUAAUAGUGUAGGAUGCAUUGUGUAUACUUCAUGAAUUUCAAUAUAAAGAUAUCAACACAAAA
Epinephelus lanceolatus (giant grouper) is the source of this 6531-nucleotide messenger RNA. RefSeq names its product RAB GTPase activating protein 1 (gene rabgap1). NCBI's taxonomy places the organism in Eukaryota, Metazoa, Chordata, Actinopteri, Perciformes, Serranidae. The record is from RefSeq and is a predicted model, not a curated record. Gene Ontology annotation, biological process: regulation of GTPase activity. Gene Ontology annotation, molecular function: small GTPase binding; GTPase activator activity.